Messenger RNA from Schistosoma margrebowiei, 1621 nucleotides. NCBI's taxonomy places the organism in Eukaryota, Metazoa, Platyhelminthes, Trematoda, Strigeidida, Schistosomatidae. The record is from the annotation of a GenBank genome assembly.
UAUAAAGUAACCCUAUUUCAGAGUGUAUUUGUUUGAAUUGAUAAUAAGUUUUUUAAAUCAGGCGUUAUCCUUCUUGUGAUUGGCUGCCGAGAUCGGUGCUGACUCAUCGCUUGCUUCAGAGUACAUACGACUUGUCCUUGUGCGCACAAAGCGCUUCCUUUGUGUCCUGAGGCGAUCAGGGGUAUUUCUGAUCUUCAAUGACACGUGAUUACCAAUGCCAGAUAACAAAUGUGACGAACCAUUUGCUCAAAAUAACAGUGAUACUGUGAAGUCAACUCGUCCUUUGCAUGUGAUUACUCAAUAUGCGAGAGCGGAUGUUUCUGAAAUACAUUCACCUGGCAGACCAACCAGUUUAGGACUAUGUUUAACAAACGCUUCAAAUCUGACAGAUCUGAAGAGCUGUUCCUUGUCGCUUCGUAAUGUUGUAUCUCAAGAAGCUUGUUAUCAGCCGUGGACGGUUCGAGCUGUAGACACCUCGGAGUUUGAGAAGCUUCUAGGACAUCUUGGCAACAAUGGUUCUACACCAGUAACCCCAACUAGUUUCUUAAACCCAAACAAUAUAACAGAGGAUCAAGAGUUGUUUGCAGACAAUUUUUCUCGAACUUUGAACAAAGUUAAAGCUGAACAAGAGGGAUGGACAAUAAUUCCAAAUUCAUCAUCUUUCGAUAGUGUUAUUACUGAAUCAACUAAUUCUUCCUUUGAAAAGCAGGUCCAAUCAAACCGAAAUGUUUCCAUGUCUUUUAUGGAGAGUUACACUACCGGUGCCGAAACUUUGAAUUCCAUAAAGUCAGAAAGCGAUCAAAUUAAUCCAUCCAUACACGUUUCCGACCCAAUGAAAAUAAAUUCACCAAAUUUAACCGACGAACCACUGGUAUUACUAAGCGGUACGUCCAAUGAAAAUCAUACGGUAGCCCAAUCCAGUAUAAAUUCAAUACAAAAACAUAUCGCAAGUUCCAAAUCCAGUUCGUAAGUUGGGAGUGUAUAUCUAUCUCAUCACUUUUUGUGUUAUCCAGCUUUUUAUGGAAUAUGUAGAAACAUGACUUGUGCUCUUUACUGAAUAUGAUCCAAGCGUUCCUCAAUGUUGAUAUAAGAUCACAAUCUAAAUAACACUGAAUUCCAAAGGGAAAUCAAGUCGAUAUGUCAUCUCACUUUGUCCUUGAACUCUUCUUCUCGACAGUGAACCUUCACAUUUCACUAAUCACAUUAUUGUUAAAACACGAGUUUUUUUAAAGAACUGUUCCCCAAUCAACAAAGGCGCCAAAGUUGAUGAGCCUCUUCUCAUUAUUUGGAUACUUUAGAGACUAAAUUUGUCCUUGAAGCGUAAUAAUAAUUUGAAACUUUUUCACAAUAUCGUAGCACUAUGGAUUUAAUGGAACAAUAUCUGCUGCAUACCGGCUGGCCUGGUCAAUCAAUAGUAUCAAUUUUCCCCACGCAUAAAUACCAUACGUACUUCUCAGUUGUAAAAUAAGACAAAGAAUAGCAGCUUGGGACCACUUAUUCUUUAAUUACCCCCCCCCAACUGGUAGUGACGGACGAGAAAUAUAUACGAACUAAAACAUUUAUUGAUUUGCUCACAAUCGCUUUUGGAAAUCAGUAACUAAGUAACCAAGUUCAAAUUUCA